Messenger RNA from Vigna radiata var. radiata (mung bean), 891 nucleotides. Its product is annotated as GDSL esterase/lipase CPRD49-like. Lineage: Eukaryota; Viridiplantae; Streptophyta; Magnoliopsida; Fabales; Fabaceae. The transcript is spliced from 6 exons. Gene Ontology annotation, molecular function: hydrolase activity, acting on ester bonds. Bases 46 to 813 code for a protein of 255 amino acids. The record is from RefSeq and is a predicted model, not a curated record.
UGUAGUUGCUUUGUUUAGGGGAGUCAAAGAGUUCAGAAACAAAAUAUGGUUGGCCCCAUGAGACCUCAGAUUGUGCUCUUUGGCUCCUCUAUAGUGCAGUUUAGUUUCGACAAUGGUGGUUGGGGUGCUAUUCUAGCCGCUUUGUAUGCUAGAAAGGCGGACAUAGUAUUGCGAGGAUAUUCAGGUUGGAAUUCAAGGCAAGCUUUGAAUGUUUUGGAUGAAGUUUUCCCCAAGGAUGCUCCUGUGCAACCAUCGUUGGUGAUUGUGUACUUUGGUGGUAAUGAUUCCGUUCACCCUCACCCUUCUGGUCUUGGUCCUCACGUUCCCCUCCAAGAAUAUCUUGAAAACAUGAAGAAGAUCGCUAACCAUCUUAAGAGCCUCUCAGACCAUAUUCGCAUUAUAUUUCUCACAUCUCCUCCCAUCAAUGAAGAGCAACUCCGCAAAAAGCUCAGUGCAACGCAGUCAGGAAGAACCAAUGAAUCCUGCGGAGAAUAUGCAGACGCACUAAUGGAGCUCAGUGAGGAGCUGAACGUCAAGGCCAUUAAUCUGUGGUCUGCAAUUCAGACAAGGGAUGACUGGUUAGAUGUUAGCUUCACGGAUGGAGUUCAUCUAUCAGCAGAGGGAAGCAAAGUGGUGGUGAAGGAAAUACUAAGGGUUCUGAGAGAAGCAGAUUGGAAAACCAGUCUGCAUUGGAUGUCAAUGCCAACAGAAUAUGCAGAAGAUUCACCAUAUUAUCCUCCCGCUCCUGAUGGAACAACCACCAUUAAUGUGUCCUACUGUGUCUCGAGAAGGUCUUUGCAAUGGGAUCUGUAGAAGCUAUAUAUCAAUCUCCACUUACCAUGCAUACAACGUUUCAUUACAAUUGGAGCAGAGAUUAUAUAUAUAAUCAAG